This is a messenger RNA of Andrographis paniculata, 1842 nucleotides long. RefSeq names its product receptor-like kinase TMK4. Gene Ontology annotation, molecular function: protein kinase activity; ATP binding. Gene Ontology annotation, biological process: protein phosphorylation. Bases 1 to 1683 code for a protein of 560 amino acids. NCBI's taxonomy places the organism in Eukaryota, Viridiplantae, Streptophyta, Magnoliopsida, Lamiales, Acanthaceae. The record is from RefSeq and is a predicted model, not a curated record. The transcript is spliced from 2 exons.
AUGGCGCAGUCAUGGGAAGGGAACAACGCCUGCCAGAAUUGGCAGUUCGUUACCUGCGAGCAGGGAAAUGUGAUCAUCGUCAAUUUCGGGAAGCAGGGCUGGAUGGGUUCGAUUUCGCCUUCAUUUUCGAAGCUAACCAAUCUCAAACAGUUGUUGCUGAAUGAUAACAAGCUCACUGGAAGAAUCCCCGCCUCCCUCACGUCCUUGAAGCAUCUCGAGACCCUCGACGUCUCCAACAACAACCUCUCCGGCAAGGUCCCCGAAUUCGCCUCUUCUGUGACGGUGAAGACCUCAGGGAAUCCAUUUAUCGGUAAGGAGCUCGAUGGAGGAGAUUCGUCUGUCUCGACAGUUGUGAUUGUUGUCUUUGUCACUGUCUUUCUCGCCGCCAUUGCUGCCGGGGGGUUCGUUGUGUACAAACGCCGCCUGUAUAAGAAGACAAAUAGCUACAAGCUGUUCAACAAAGGAGGCAACGGGAGAAACAGCGACACGGUCGUCAACAUUGAUCCGUUGAAGGAUAAUCCGAGUGCUUAUAACAGUAAUUACAAUCAAUCUCCAGCCGGGAGCAGCACCGGAUACGAGGGGGCGAACAUCACCAUUCCAUUCGAGGUCCUUCGGGAAGCUACAGAAAAUUUCAAAGAGGAAAAUGUGUUAGGCAGGGGAGGGUUCGGCGUCGUGUACAGAGGACAGCUCCACGACGGGAUGACAAUCGCAGUCAAGAGAAUGGAGUCUUCGAUGAUGGGCGACAAGGGGCUCACCGAGUUCAAGGCGGAGAUCGAGGUGCUGACGAAGGUGAGGCAUCGGCAUCUCGUCGCCCUCCACGGGUUCUGCAACACGAGCUGCGAGAGGCUCUUGGUUUACGAGUACAUGCCGCAAGGGUGUUUAGGACAGCAUCUGUUCCAAUGGAAGGAGAUGGGAGUCCCGCCGUUGUCGUGGAACCAGCGAGUAAUGAUCGCACUGGAUGUUGCCCGUGGGAUCGAGUAUCUGCACAGCAUGGCACAGCAGAGCUUCAUCCACCGGGACUUGAAACCGUCGAACAUCCUUCUCGGAGAUGAUCUGAGGGCUAAGGUCUCCGAUUUCGGCCUGGUCCGAUCUGCCCCUGAUGGGAACUAUUCCAUCGAGACGAAGUUAGCAGGAACCUUCGGCUAUCUUGCUCCCGAAUACGCCGCGACCGGAAGAGUUACCACGAAGGUCGACGUGUAUGCCUUUGGGGUGGUCCUCAUGGAGUUGAUCACCGGAAGGAAGGCGCUUGACGGAUCGUUGCCGGACGAGCAGAUCCACCUAGUCACGUGGUUCCGUAGCCUUCUCCAGGAUAAGGACGCUGUUCGGGAUGCUAUGGACCCCGUCCUCCUCGAAGAAAUGGAUGCUGAGAUGUUCCAAAACAUCUGGAAAGUGGUUGAGCUCGCCGGGUACUGCACCGCAAGGGAGGCCAACCAGCGCCCUGACAUGAGCCACUCCGUAAACAUGCUGUCGUCUCUGGUGGAUAUUUGGAAGCCGAGCCCGGAGCGCAUGGACAGCUUCGACAUCGACAUCCACAUGAGCCUUCCACAGGCCUUGCAGAAAUGGAAAGCCAGCGAGGGCGACUCUUCGACGCUGUCCACGGGGUUCUUCACGGGAGAUACAACUAAUCAUGCCACAACAACGUCCGACACCACUGCCACGAACAUCAAGUCUCACAAAUUCUAGAGCUUUUUCGACAACCAUUGACAGGAGACAAUGCAUGAGGAAAAAGGCGAACAAAUUGAAUACAGUUAUCGAUUGAUCAAUCAAUCGAUAUGGAAAACUCUACUGAUCAAUAAUGUUAAACAUGAACAAAUGUUUUGUAGAAAAAAUGUAUCAGAGAAA